UUUGCACUGCAGAUUUGAUUCAUUGAUAUCAGUGUGUCUGUAUGCGACAGCGUUGCCCCAGACAUCACACUCUGACACUCAUCUGGUCUGUCAUCCAGAUUUGUUGGGUAACUCCCGGGCCAGUAAAAUUGGGUCAGUAAACAACACGCAUGCCCCAACACUCUCUCCAGUGUUUAAUUUGCUCUCAUCGUGCAUCUGCACACCGUAUCGCUUACUACGGCCUCCGACUGUCUCUUUCUGUUCUCCUCCCCCCCCUUGCUUCUAGUUAAUUCUCUCCUCCCCCUGGCACACGCUGAAACUCUGAGCUAGCAGAGUUAGUCUAGGGAACUGUGAAUCCGCUGAGCAGCAACGCUUUAAUGUUGGCGUCUGAAGCUGCUCUGCGGUAGCCAGCCAGUCAAGCGGCCCCCACACGCACUGCAGCAUAAAUCAAGCCAGCUCACUUUUGUGGAGAGGUGACCUCUGUGGACUGCAGCACAGAGAAAAGUGGGUUAAAAAACACAGCAGGAUCGCUACGCCUAUGCGAGAGGACGGGGAAGAGACUAUGUUUAUUUGGCUGCUUCUCAGUAGUUAAAUUGUUUCUUCACAAGACAAAUGUGCCGUUGUGUCAUCAUCAGUUUACGGAUACAACAUGCCUUAUUUCACAGACAUUUCACCAAGCCUGAUAAAAGAAAAAAUAGACUCUUAUUUUGAAGGGAUUGUUCUGGUUAUUUAAGUUAUCCACUUUUUUAUACCUAAUAAUAUUGAACACAUUUUCCUCAAACGCUUUUUUGAUACUUUUAGCACAGAACGGUUGUUUUGCGCCACCUGGUGGAAAAAGAAACAAACUGACGUAAAUGAAAUGAAUGACUGUUUAAUGUCAAUGAAAAACUUAUUGUUAAGGCAAAAAUGUAAAAAUAUGACGCUAUGCGUGGGAUAUUAAAAUAUGUAUAUUUUUAUGUAAAACGUAAAUGUUUUUCCGAAUAGGCAUAGAAAAUAUUUAAAUAUCGUGAUUAAUGUCACAACGAAACCGGAAGUAACCUCAGAUGCGUGCUUCAAUAUCAUUGGUUGGAAACAAAAGACGCUUCAUGGGACUCAUUUUCUGUGGCCAUAAAGUUUAGAGAUGUCUUUAAGUUCCGUGCAGUCCACGUUGUCCAAUCUUAAAUCAUGCCAAGGAGAUAUUGAUGCGUAUAUGGAUGUGGUAUCAGACGUUGCACUGGGAAUAGUCGAAGCAGAAGGUACAACCGACAGCCCUGCUCUGAAGAAACUGGAGAAGAUGAUGCUGCAAUGUUCAGAGUUGGACAGAGAAAUAAAUUGUUUUGUGGGAUCGGUAGAAGAGAUGACUGCUCAGGUCAGGCAUCAACCACCAGAUGCCAUGUUUAAUCUGAGAGCUUCUGUAAAGGACAGGUUCUCUCAGGUUAUGGCUGGAGUUUCGGAUGCAGACCUCCAAAGGCACACCAAAGUGAUAGCCUUUAAAGAGAGUAUCAGGAAAUAUGCAAUGCAAGCUAGUCAGGCAGCAACUGAGAAUGAAGAGGAGGAGCUGGAUGAUGACAUUGCUUUUACACAAAGCCAGACUAAUUUCAUCUGCCCUCUCACUAAGGUUGAGAUGGUCAAUCCAGUGAAAAAUAAGAAAUGCCAGCAUUACUUUGACCAAGAGGCUAUACUUGAAAUGAUAAGGGCAAGGCACAGAAAUAAGAAGAAAUGUCGCUGUCCAAACGUUGGCUGUGGAAACUCAGAUUUUCAGGAAUCUGACCUUGAAUUGGACUUUGUUAUGAAGAGAAAGAUUCAGAACCAGAAGAGACAGAAUGCGAAAACCUAAAGACGUGAUUAUGAUCGAUUCACAAUGUAAAAACUAUUUUUCAAAAGUUAAUUUUUAAAACUAGAGACUUUUGUUAAACAAAUUUAAACAUUAUUACAUGUUUUGGUUCACGUUAUAAGUAAAGCGUUAUGUUUUGCUGAAUGCUUGUACAUAUGACUAUUGUAUUUUGCAUCUUUUUUUAAAUAAACUUUCAACCAUUUUCUA
Messenger RNA from Triplophysa dalaica, 1999 nucleotides. RefSeq names its product NSE2 (MMS21) homolog, SMC5-SMC6 complex SUMO ligase (gene nsmce2). The coding region runs from base 1100 to 1795 and encodes 231 amino acids. Gene Ontology annotation, biological process: protein sumoylation; double-strand break repair via homologous recombination. Gene Ontology annotation, molecular function: SUMO ligase activity; zinc ion binding. The record is from RefSeq and is a predicted model, not a curated record. Gene Ontology annotation, cellular component: Smc5-Smc6 complex; nucleus. The transcript is spliced from 7 exons. Lineage: Eukaryota; Metazoa; Chordata; Actinopteri; Cypriniformes; Nemacheilidae.